UAGUAGCCGUUACAUAGUUCGUGCGAACAUCCUAUUUAUUACAUAAUAUUUUCGCGUAAUAACCGGCGAAAAAGCCACGUAAAACGUCGAAAAGCAUCGCCAGUUGGCCUACGGAACGGAUCGCGUGACGCGGGAUCGAUUUCCGGCGAGUUUCCAGUCGCAAGAAUGGCGUUGAGAUCGAUUUGCCGGCUGUCAAUUGAUUCGACCUUCAGGCACUCGAGCCAUUUCGGAGCCACCGCCCGCCCGAGACGACCGUCCUUUGACACGCUCGCACGAAGUUUCGCCGCAGCAGCUGAAAACAUGGGUCUGCCACGCGUUUUCUUCGACAUGACCGCGGACGACAAGCCCGUGGGUCGCAUCGUGAUGGAGCUGAGGAAGGACGUUGUUCCCAAGACGGCGGAGAAUUUCCGCGCUCUCUGCACCGGCGAGAGAGGCUUCGGUUACAAGGGAAGCAGCUUCCAUAGGGUCAUACCGAACUUCAUGUGCCAGGGUGGUGAUUUCACCAACCAUAACGGCACCGGUGGCAAAUCCAUCUACGGCACGAGAUUCGAGGACGAGAACUUUAAGCUGACUCAUACCGAGCCCGGCAUUCUCUCUAUGGCGAAUGCUGGCCCCAACACUAACGGCAGUCAAUUCUUUAUCACCAGUGCCAAAACCAGUUGGCUCGACGGGAAGCAUGUUGUAUUCGGAAAAGUCGUCGAAGGAAUGGAUGUUGUUAGAAAGUUGGAGGCUAUGGGAUCUCAGAGUGGCAAGACCUCAAAAAAGAUCGCAAUAGCGGACAGUGGAGAGUUGUAGAUCGACUAGAUAUUGUGAUGACUGCAUUUUUAUUUAGCUGUUGCAUACAUAUUUACUGUCUUUAUUACCCCUACUUCCAUUCUCAUCGAACACACGUCCUCUCCCCCCCCCCCCCAUCUGAUGCUGACGAUUCACUCUUGUCUGAUCAAAUAUAGAAAUUUAAAGCUUGUUCAA
Dinoponera quadriceps is the source of this 969-nucleotide messenger RNA. Its product is annotated as peptidyl-prolyl cis-trans isomerase-like. The transcript has 3 exons. The record is from RefSeq and is a predicted model, not a curated record. Gene Ontology annotation, molecular function: peptidyl-prolyl cis-trans isomerase activity. Lineage: Eukaryota; Metazoa; Arthropoda; Insecta; Hymenoptera; Formicidae. Gene Ontology annotation, cellular component: intracellular membrane-bounded organelle. Gene Ontology annotation, biological process: protein folding; protein peptidyl-prolyl isomerization. Bases 166 to 795 code for a protein of 209 amino acids.